Molecule: messenger RNA, 1092 nt
Organism: Laetiporus sulphureus 93-53
Lineage: Eukaryota; Fungi; Basidiomycota; Agaricomycetes; Polyporales; Laetiporaceae
Exons: 2
Source: RefSeq, a predicted model, not a curated record
AAUAAGACUGACCUUUUACGCCCCUACCAAGUGUCUAACACUGGUAGCCGCGCAUUUUCGCCCAGAGAUACAUCCGCCCAGGGCAGGGCUUUUUCCACACCACUUCCCUCAUACACUUCCUCCGCGUCUAUACCGCCUAAGCCGCUUCCUUCCUUCAAAAGGAACAGCGCUGCACCGACCGGCAAAGCACCUCAAGUACACAACGGUAUCGUUCCGCCCAACGGACGCUACCACCCGUACCAACGAGAUCCGCGUCGCACGCAUCGCCUAACCCAGGGGAACCUCGUCCAAGCGAAGCCUCCACAAGCCAGCUCACAAGGCAUCACAGCUGAGCGUCGCCAACAAGCACGCAAGGUCAGCCUCUGGCUAGAAGGAAUCCCAAAAGACGCACUCACCCCGCUCAUCCCUAUUCCCCCCGCACAUCCCUUCGAUAUAUUCCCCGCUAUCAACGUCCUCGAAUUCGCGCUCUCAAAGAACUAUCAUCCUCGCGGGAUCCACGAGAAUCCCAAAGGAACUCUUCCCGAGAACAUCGCGCCAACCGUAUAUGCUACCAUUCAGCGAUACAAGGUUUUGCAGCAGCCACACAUUGCUGCCAAGUUCACAGAGGAGCAGUUGAAGUGUCGAGAUAGAAUUCUUCGACAUCUGUCGGUGAUAAACGAUCGCAUCGGGGCAGGACACGACUUCACAUUCGUCGAUAGACGCAUCGCUAUCAAGCUUUGCGUAGGACUAGGAAAGAUUUCCUUCAAGGGAAUCAAUAAGGAACAGGAGCGUGUAGGCAAGGAGAUAUUUAUGCCUCGAUAUCAAAUCGCCUUCAUAUAUCAAAACUACAUCGUGGACUUUUAUCGCCCGGCGCAGGGACAACUCACAGUCAUCUGCACCGCAUACUUCAUCUAUCAACCUCUCGUCACCAAUUGGCAACAAGUGCUUUACCACUACACGGUACAAGUACACGGUUACACCACCUACUCGGCACCAUUCCGGCUCAUCCCUGAUUUUGAAGAAGAGCAAGAAUACUGGCACGACCGAGCAGAAGCUCUACGAGAGGAGUUAGAAGAAGAAGGACUCAUCGAGGAGAACCCCGAACCCUUCUAA